AUGAAGCCCGCGAGCAAGCAUUUCUGCUGCACCAUCUGUCAGUGGGGUUUCACCCGCAUUGACCAUCUCAAACGACAUCAACUCCGCCAUUCCGGUGUCCGCCCUUAUUCCUGCGUUUUCUGCAACGAGUCCUUUGCGCGUUGUGAUAACCUACGCGAUCACUACACGGACUGUGCCAAGCGCGGCGAUCAAAAGAUCCCUGAGACCGGUCAAAGAGGCCGAAGGCGACAUGCCUGUCAGUCGUGCACAUCGAUGAAACUGCGCUGCGAUGGUCUGAGCCCAUGCAGCUCGUGUCAGAAGCGGAACCUACGGUGUAACAAUGAGCGCAAGCAAACAGCCGACAACCUGGAGCUGGUCUCCGGCUCGGCUUCGGUGGAGCGUGAGAACUACGGAGCUUCCUCGGAUCGCGGGUCAAUCAAGUUUCUCCUCAAUGGUGGUACAGACAGUUUCACCGAGGAGUUCCUCCUUCCUCCCCGCAGCGAUCGCACUCGCGGCCUUGAGUACCAUAAUCAGAAGGGUCGGCAAGAUGCUGGGCAGAGCAUGCUCAACUUCCGGACAGGUGACCCGUCAGACUAUGCACCCGCGUUCGUCGAGUCGGACCCGGCUUCCCUCUCGUUCUUCCAGGAUACUUUUCUCGAUUUCUUCAAUGGUCCGUUCGGAAAUGUGAACAAAAUAGUCGGCGAUUCCUAUGCUGGUGGGGCCAAUUUCCCUGCGAUGGUGCCCCCGAUACCAGAUCCCGGCCUCGCGUUCGCCCCGCAACCUACAUAUGAGCCGGAAGAACCGUACGCAGCCGGAUUGUAUCAGGCGAUUCUAGCACGGGCGUGGUCGGUCCCUCUCGAUACCCAAGCGCAGGAGCGUUUGUCAACAUAUCUAAGCUUUUUGUUGACGCCCGCCCGCAUUGACAAGUUCGUCCGAAUGUACCUGGAGUACUGGCAGCCCAGCUGUGCGAUGGUUCACCUUGCAUCACUAAAUGUGAACACCGUCGCGUUGCCCCUGCUCGCAGCGCUCGUGUUCAUGGGUGCUACGUAUACGACUGAUGAGCAGGAGAAGCAUGCUGCAAAGCAGGUGAUGGAUUUUGUUGAACUCUACAUUUUCUCCAGCGAGACCUUCUCUCCGGAGAAUGAGGUGGCUUUGGCCUUCAGUGGACGUCGAAUGUUUGAUGGUGGGAAUAAUGAUUGGAUUCAGUUUCAGAACCUGCAGGCCGGCUUCAUCAUGGUUAUUGCACAGUACUGGUCGGGUAGCCCAACGGCGCGCAAUCGAGCGAUGGAAAACCGGUUCAGCGAAGUCAUCAAGGUUGCUCGUCGAAUGAGCCUUCCCAAAUGCCGCCAUAACCAACACCAGGCUGUCUCGGAGUUUCAAUGGAUUCAGACAGAGUCUCGCAUACGUACCAUGAGCAUCAUUCUGCUUCUCGACUGUGCAUUUUCCUUCUUCCAGAACUACCCUUGCCGUCUGUCACAUCUUGAAGUCGAGUGUGAUUUUCCUUGCGCCGAGUCCCUUUUCGCUCUCGAACACCCGUACUCCGAUCGCAACUUCCAGGCCUCGAGGGGUAUCACGAUCUUGGAAGCGUUCCACAAUUUAUUCGAGGAAGAUCCCAAGGACACGAUGCCUUCCACUCCGGACUCAUCUGCGUCUGGCAGUAUGGCUAGUCUGACAGUACUCGACAUGUUCAUACUGAUCCACGUCCUGUACACCUUUAUCAAUUCGCACAUGUCACUACUAGGUCCCAUCCUCCGAAAGACUCAGAAUUCUCACCCGAAGCAUCUCUUCAGCUUCGAUCCCCCAGAGAAGAGGCAGUCUCGGGCGAUCCCAGACGACCUCAUGCUAGCCCAUAUCCGAGUCGCACUGGCCCGAUGGCGCGAGCACUGGAUGACGCUCAGCAACACUCUUUCGAGCGGGGAGUGGGCGUCGAUGGGCUUCUUCAAGAACGGGUACAACUUCUGGUUGGUCUCGCAACUGCUCAUCACGAAGAAGAAGAGUGUGGACGUGGUGAUGCAGAUGGAGGUCAACUGUGAGGACAAGUUGCAGAAGCUGAAGGUUCUGCUUGAUGAGAACGACUGA
Messenger RNA from Aspergillus luchuensis, 2058 nucleotides. Its product is annotated as Zn(II)2Cys6 transcription factor. The transcript has 7 exons. Gene Ontology annotation, cellular component: chromatin. Gene Ontology annotation, biological process: regulation of transcription by RNA polymerase II. The coding region runs from base 1 to 2058 and encodes 685 amino acids. The record is from RefSeq and is a predicted model, not a curated record. Lineage: Eukaryota; Fungi; Ascomycota; Eurotiomycetes; Eurotiales; Aspergillaceae. Gene Ontology annotation, molecular function: RNA polymerase II cis-regulatory region sequence-specific DNA binding; zinc ion binding; DNA-binding transcription factor activity, RNA polymerase II-specific.